AUAUUGAAUACCCCCCCUCCUCCUCCAGGUAUCAUGGAUAUGGGAGCCGAUGGAGGGAGAGAAAAGGGAGAACAUAGCUGUCUACCACCCCAUCUAUGGGAAAUCUUUCCCAGCCUCUCCAUUCAGCGACCGUGUGGAGUUCUUGCCCGGGCCUCUGGAAAGCCCCUCCAUCAAAGUCAACCAGCUCAAGAUGGCUGACGCUGGCCGCUACACCUGCGAGUUCGCUACCUACCCCAGCGGCAAUGAGCAAGGCACCACCACCCUGAUCAUGCUGUCCAAGCCUAAGAACUCAGCGUCCCCGGUGACGGUGCAAGCCGGUACUAAACCGGUGGUGGUGGCCCAGUGCGCCGCGGUGGACGGUAAGCCAGCGGCGGACAUCUCGUGGCAGACAGCGGUGCCUGGUAACCACAGCAUCACGUCCAAGGAGGCGGCCGACGGCACGGUGACCGUGAGGAGCGAGUUCCGGAUGGUUCCCACCGCCGCCGACCACGGCAAGGAGCUCACCUGCGUGGUGACGCAGCGCACGCAGGACGUGCCGCAGAGCUUCCCCAUGAAGCUGUCUGUGGAGUACCCUCCCACUGCAUCCAUCCAGGGCUAUGAUGAGAACUGGUACAGAGGCCGCAGUGAAGCCACCCUCGUCUGUGAGACAAACUCCAACCCUCCGGCCUCUGUCACCUGGACAUCCCUGUCCGGGCCCAUGCCCGACACGGUGCGGAUCGAAGGGAACCGGUUAAUUGUGCGGACGGUGGAUGAGACAGUCAACACCACCUUUGUUUGCGAGGUGAAGAACCGGUUGGGCGUGGGCAAACACCAGUUAACCACUAUUGUCAUUGACCAAGAGAGGCAGAUAUCCGAGACGCCGACUGGCAUGAUCAUCGGUGUUGUCAUCGGUGUGUUGAUCAUCUUGCUCAUAGCUGGUGCCGUCUUUCUGUUCCUCCGCAAGCGAAGGAUGGAUGGAGAGAACGGAGAGGGUCCCCCAAAGCACAAGCCCCCUCCCCCAGCAAACAAGAAGCAUGAAAGUUCAGCUAAGAUGCUAGACAAACCAGCAGAGCCUCCUGUUGAGACUGAGCCCCUCAGUCAGACCUAUUAUGAGACCAGCGUGGAGCCUGUCACUGACCUAGACGUGUGCGAUGACGACGUUCCUCCUACUGGUGCCUCCAAUGGUGGCACCCCCUCUGCCCUGGAGGACACACUGCAGUACAAUGAUGAGGCCAACGAGUCGGCAAAUGAUUACCUACCUCCCUACUCCUCUAUGGCCCCACCCCCUGAUAAUGUUCUCCAGGACGGGGGGGAGAUGACCCCUGACCCACCCUCCACCACCGUCUCACGUGGCGAGAGCUUCAUGUCAGCUGCCAUGUACGUGUAGUGAGGGAGGGGCGGAGUCUGCCUGACUGGCAGCCUAUCAGACCGCUCCUCUUCAGCUGGCUAGGCCUUCUAGGGAGUGGAGUGACAACACAAAUCCUCACCAGCCUCUCUGUGGUCCACACACCCUCACAGACAGCCUAGCACACUCUUCUCACUUUCAUUUAACACUUUUUCUCCAUUUCUGGCUCCACUGUCAUUUCCUUAGGUACAUAUUGAGCAGAUGAUUUUCAUGUUGUGAUGUUGAACUGUCAUGAAACUUCUUUGAAAUGUAACAAAAUAUCCUGCUCUUGUUUUUUUGGCCUUCUUGCAGAUGCCAGUCAGAGCUAAACAGGAGUAGAAGACUAAGUAGCUAACUAGUUUGUUCUGGCACUGAAACAUCCCAACGUUAAAUGAUUUAGGAGUCAUUCUGAUUCAUUUUUUAAGUUCUAAGUCGAAAGAGUUGGUGAGGCUGUGUGUCAGGGUAACAAAAUGUGAUGUACCGGUUUACAGCAAAGCACAUGCAAGCAGACAGCUCCUUGCUUUAGGAAUUAUGGCACCAACACAUUUGUCAAAUACAUGUCAAAGUAUAUGGAAAGUAUGUAUUUUCAGUGUGUCAAAAUACCCAGCUGACAUUGGAAUCUACUGCCAAUACAACCAUUUUAUGAACUCUAUCAUUGAAAUGGUAAUACACACCAAUGUGGCUAAAUAUAUGGCACACUAAAAAUAUGUAUUUGUUUCAUAUUUUGUAUUUUAAUCCUAUUUUUAAGUGUUUUCUGUACUGUUAUGAACAACAAACUGUGGUUAGAUGUCAGUUCUGAAUAACAACUUAUAUCCUGUCUUUUCAAUAGAUGUCAAACAUUGCCAAAUAAUCAACAGACACUGUAAAAAUCCUGAUGAUUCAUAUAUUGUUGGUGGAAUAAGAUGUGCACAUAAAAAAAAGCGAUGUUGUGUUUUCAGUGCCUCUGUGUAGGGCUGUUCGUUUCAAUGUGGGAUCAAUUAAAACGUAAAACGUAUUUUAUAUUUUAACUGCGGGUUUAUCGAGGUUGUUGCAAUGCUAGUGUUUUUGGAUCACUAUUGGCAACGGUGUGUGGAUUUUCUUGCUUAAAAACUCUGCAUGGCAUGCUUAGUGGGGUGUGUUAACACUUGUCAGGUCACUUUCCCAGCAUAGUUAUUAUUGAACUCUCCAGUUUUUUUUAUCUGAGUUUUAAAUGUAUGUCCCGAUAUGUUCAUUGAUUGUAUAAACACAAUAGUGUAACAAUAGCAGACCUAGUAAAGAUGAGGUGAUGGUCUUGACAUAGAGAGCAGGAGAGAAAAGGGAGAGGUGGAGGCAAUUCAAGUUAUGCAAAUGCAGAAGAGGAGUUGUGGGUUUGCCAAACGACCAACAUGGUUGAGCUUUGAGGAUGGUAUGCUGGCAGACCUAUAGGGGCAGGGUGCUAGGGGUCACAUCAUGCAGCUGGUUGACUUUUGACAGAUAGAGAGCACCAAACAAGCACGCACACUUAGAUACAGCACCAUAUGUACUGUAUGUAAAUAGAACAACAGGAUAGCUAGAUGAAUAGAUAAAUUAAUAGAUAAAUAUCUGCAGUUGCUUGGCUAGAGACCUGCUCUCCCACUGGUGUUUCUUCAAAGGGAACUUCUGCAUGCUGCAUGGAAUUCUGGGUAGGUCCACUUCCUCUUUCCUGUGCUAAAAGUGCCAUGGCAACGAGAUGUGACUUUGAGGCUUGCAACAAGUUAUGCAGCAUAGACAAUCAGUAUAUAUUAUUAACUAUGGCUGUUCAUUGAGCUGGAAAGGGACAUUGAGUUAUUAAUUGUGAAUGUAUGUUUUUUAUUUUAACUUUGUUAUCAUUUGAUUUCAUCUUCAAACUGCUUUCAAAAAGUUUUUGUUCCGGUAGUUUAAUUUAAGGUAAUGUAUUUUCAUAUGGUUUGUUGCUUCUUUCUCUAUUACUCUUUGGUGUGCUGCCAAAACCAUAAAAAUAUCUUAAUAUAUUCCAUGAGAUUAAGACAAUCAUAAAGAUUAAUUAAGCACCAGUCAACUAUUUACAAAUACCUGAGGUAGGCUACGCUUGAUUAAGAUCAUACAACUCAACAAACUCAAAAGUACAGUCCCAAAGGUGCUAAGGGUAGAUCAAAUCAGAAACAUCCCAAACACAGUGCUUACAAGUGUUUGAUAUGUGUAUCUGACCAGGUAGAGCAGUUUCAGACUCCAGGCGGGUUACGUUCACGCUCCCUCCAAGAGUUGGUGUUGGAUUUUUAUCCAACCCCUCCUUUCUCUCUCCUCCUUCCAAAUGCCCAAAAUACAAACCGUAGAGCUUGUGGGCGAUAAAAUGCCUGUCAGGAUCCGGCCUUCACCUUCCCUCCCUUCGUUGCUGCUCCUGCUCUUUGCUUCUCUCCCUCUGUCAUCUCACUUCUUCUGUGCUUUUUUUAAUCACAGAGCCAGACGUGCCUUCAUUGUUUUUGUUUUUUUAGCUUGUUCAUUUUCACAUUUUGUUUAUGCCAGAGUAAAGGUGGAUGGGGGGGAAAAAACAAGAACAAAAAAACGGUUUGCCACCACUGAUGAUGUAUGUUAAUGCUUAAAACACUGGAAACAUGGAAAUUCCUUUUUCUUUUUUUAACAGAUCUUUCAUUUGAAUGCUUUUUUGGGAAACUCACUUUAAAGAUCAUUGUCUUGUCCAAUAAAAUGUCAACCAAAGACC
This is a messenger RNA of Osmerus eperlanus (European smelt), 4037 nucleotides long. RefSeq names its product PVR cell adhesion molecule related 2 like (gene pvrl2l). The transcript has 8 exons. The coding region runs from base 50 to 1366 and encodes 438 amino acids. The record is from RefSeq and is a predicted model, not a curated record. Lineage: Eukaryota; Metazoa; Chordata; Actinopteri; Osmeriformes; Osmeridae.